Messenger RNA from Notolabrus celidotus (New Zealand spotty), 2439 nucleotides. Its product is annotated as parapinopsin-like. The record is from RefSeq and is a predicted model, not a curated record. Gene Ontology annotation, cellular component: membrane; photoreceptor outer segment. Gene Ontology annotation, molecular function: G protein-coupled receptor activity. Gene Ontology annotation, biological process: G protein-coupled receptor signaling pathway; visual perception. NCBI's taxonomy places the organism in Eukaryota, Metazoa, Chordata, Actinopteri, Labriformes, Labridae.
AAUGGGUUCUUAUGAAGCAAACACUAUUUAAAAUAUCACCUUCAGCCAUACCUCUAAAGACAUGUCAGUGGACUUAUCCUGGUGGGGAACACUGUGCAAUCAUCCUGCUGAAGUGCCGAUACAAUCAAGCAAAAGAAGCUCCUGGAGCAGUGGAGGGAACAACAUCACUUUUUACAGCUCUGUAUCCAUGUAUCCUCACGAUUUUUCCCAAAAUGCUUCAUCAUACCUGGGCCCAAGUGGGGAGCCCCCUCUGUCACGCACAGGCUUCACCAUCCUCUCCAUCAUCAUGGCUCUUUUCACCGGUCCGGCCAUCGUGCUCAACGCCACAGUGAUCAUUGUGUCCCUCAUGCACAAGCAGCUGAGGCAGCCUCUCAACUACGCUCUGGUGAACAUGGCGGUGGCUGACCUGGGCACUGCCAUGACCGGGGGGGUGCUGUCUGUGGUCAACAAUGCCCAGGGCUACUUCUCCCUGGGAAGGACAGGCUGUGUGAUGGAGGGGUUUGCAGUCUCUGUAUUUGGCAUCACAUCUCUGUGCACAGUCUCCCUGAUCGCUCUGGAGAGGAUGUUUGUUGUGUGUAAGCCGGUGGGGCAGAUAACCUUCCAGAAAAAGCAUGCAGCUGCAGGCAUUGCCUUGUCUUGGCUGUGGUCACUCACAUGGAAUUUGCCCCUGUUUGGCUGGGGCAGGUAUGAGCUGGAGGGUGUGGGGACCUCCUGUGCACCUGACUGGCACAACAGAGACCCUCACAAUGUCUCCUACAUUGUGGCUUACUUUGCAGUGUGCUUCGCUUUUCCUUUUGCCAUCAUUUUGGGAUCCUACAGCAAGCUGAUGUGGACACUACACCAGGUAUCAAAGAUGGCCUGUGUGGAGGGUGGUGCAGUGGCUAAAGGAGAGAUGAAGGUAGCAUUCAUGGUGGUCCUGAUGGUCAUUACAUUUCUGAUCAGCUGGAUGCCAUAUGCCAGCCUGGCCUUGCUGGUGGUCUCCAACCCUGAUGUGAACAUUCCCCCCCUGGUGGGCACGGUGCCUGUUUACCUGGCCAAGAGCAGCACCGUGUAUAACCCACUGAUCUACAUCUACCUGAACAAACAGUUUCGUAAAUACGCACUUCCCUUCCUGCUGUGUGGCAGAGUGAGCACUGUGGCAGACGAAGAAUCAGAGAAUGUAACAACUUUGGAGACCACAAACAAACAGGUGUCACCUGCCUGAACUGGACCAUCCAUUGAAGGUUUUUUGUGAAACCAUGACUGCAGUGUUUGUAUGAGCAUGUCUUUAACAUCAUGAGAAAAAUCUCAAUGGUGCAAACAGAAUACAAAUAACUGAGAACAGUAAUUCAGCAUAAAUUUAUUCAAUGAUGAUCAAUAGAAAAUAAAAUAGUAUCGUUUGAAUUAAAGUCAAGGCCAAAAUCAAAUGAAAAAUACAAAAAAAUGUAUUGAUACAAAACCUAGAAGGUUAUAGUAAAGCAUUUGCUACUAAGAGAAAUGAUGUUACCGAAUAAAAACAUUAAGGAGCAAAUAUCAAGACUUUCAAGUAGAGAACAUUACCAUGGGUCUUUCCAUACUUUUGUACAUAUUUUACAUUAUCUUCUUUUUUAAUACAGCUUUCAGAACAUUAAUAGUAGUAAUAGUAAUUAUAAUCAUAACAAUAUGAAGAAAACUAAUAGAAACGUUCAAAUCAAUAUGCGUUUCUCUGUAAACUGGUGCUUGAACCUUUUUCAUUUUUUUCCCACCCGCGAACAGAGAAACAGUGCACCUUGAAAAAUGUUUUUAAUACUCUUUCAUUCCCAGCAUUGUAAGGUGAGUCGUAAAUGACAAAUAUAGAUUCCACUAAACCAUACACACAGUCACAAAAAGUACAAAAUUGUCUCACCUUAAUACAUAAAUCUGUUUAGAAAAAGGAGAAACAAAAGCACUAUACAGUUACUUGUGCAAAGACAAACAGCUAUGUGCUAAUAUUUAAAUACCAUUGGUAUAGACCCAACCAAAUUGUUAUUUUCUUUUUCUCAGGAAUCCCUGACAUGAGGUAAAAGUAAGUUCUUUUUCGUCUUUAGUUUAACACAACUUUUAAAAGUGUUUACAAAAUAAUGCAUAUCUUCAGUUCAUCAGUACUGUAAUUGCUACGAAUAGUACAAUGUGCCUGUUAUGUGCAUUGGCCCUUUUACAUGACAGUUGUCAACAAAAGGACUAGCACACAUUUUUUUUUACUCACAAACAAUUCAAAGAGCCCUUUCAAUGUGCACACAAAAUGGAAAACCUACAUUUUCAUGACAGUAUUCGGUUGAAUUAGAGCACAGGACGCACUCGCCUACAAAUCAAACACUCAUGAACAACAGAUCACAUUUACCCUUAAUAUCCUUAAUUUAAACUCUCCAUGGUAACGCCUGAAAAAAGCCCAUCUCACUUAUCUAUCUCAUUAUUUGUAUUUUCAUGGAUCAAUAAAAGACA